AUGUGGCUAUGCGCCCGCAUCAGGGGCAAAAACACACUCGCAGCUCUAAAAGAGUUGAGGGUACAUGGAAGAAGGUAUAAAAUCGAAAAGGUGCAAAGGCUUGGCGAAACCUUUGAAAGAGCAUGCUGGAGAGGAGUAAGAACCGCAGAAGAACGCACGUACCUCAAAAAAUAUCACUUUAUCAAGCACUGCAUCAAUGUUAUCGACAAUAUCAGGAACAAAAAGGCCCAAACACAUGCCACUCCUGAAGAUGUAGGCGACGCUCAAAAGUUUCUGGAACAAAUGACCGAGAAAUACGACGGAAACAACACAGAAGAGUGUAUGAAGGACAUACAAGACUACAUUAGUGCCAUAAAUGACCGCCAAAAGGCUGACAAAAAUGGCCAACAAACUACAAGAAAGACAGCAACUAAUCGCAAAACAUGGAGACAAUCCAGACGUAAUCGGAUAUAA
Messenger RNA from Theileria equi strain WA, 453 nucleotides. RefSeq lists its product as hypothetical. The coding region runs from base 1 to 453 and encodes 150 amino acids. The transcript is spliced from 2 exons. Lineage: Eukaryota; Apicomplexa; Aconoidasida; Piroplasmida; Theileriidae. The record is from RefSeq and is a predicted model, not a curated record.